AUGGCGGAUAAUAUGUUGUCGAGCCAUCUUAAGAAAGAGAAUUCAAAAGCCUACCAUACUUUCGUCAUUGAUGAUUUCUUGUUUAGGGUGAAAAAUGUGUUUCCCCACGGCGAUAAAGAUUACACUUCGCAAGAGUUUUAUGCACCUGGUGCGGCCGAAUUCCGAUUGAACCGAUGCUUGUCUCCCAAACUUUUCCCGGAUGUGCACUUGGUGAGUGAGGAAAGUCGGCUUCCCUGCCAUAAGCACAUGUUGGCCGCAAGCUCAGAUGUCUUCAUGGCCAUGUUCUUGGAUGGAAAACAUCAGGAGAGCCAGACCAACGAAGUUCGAAUUGACGAUGUCGAUCCCAAAACCUUGGAGAAACUCUUGGAAUAUUUGUAUCAUGAUAACAUUGAGGACUUGGAUGGUUUGGCUUACGAGCUUAUUUGUGCCGCUGACAAGUAUAAUAUGGCUAAUUUGAAAGCCUUUGCCACGAAUAGUGCUCUCAAGAAUCUGAGCAUUGAAAAUGUAUUGUCCUUUCUUUGCCUUGGCGAGCUUGUCAACUCAGACUUUUUGACUCAAAGAGCAAUGGAAUUUGCCAGCGACCAUAUUGAAGAAGUGAUCAGGAGUGACGAAUGGCAGAGUCUCUCUCGAAAUAUCGUUGACCAACUUUUUGCGGAAGCCAUCAAGUAUGGAAGAAUGUAA
Messenger RNA from Tigriopus californicus, 681 nucleotides. RefSeq names its product speckle-type POZ protein-like. The transcript has 2 exons. Gene Ontology annotation, molecular function: ubiquitin protein ligase binding. The record is from RefSeq and is a predicted model, not a curated record. NCBI's taxonomy places the organism in Eukaryota, Metazoa, Arthropoda, Copepoda, Harpacticoida, Harpacticidae. Bases 1 to 681 code for a protein of 226 amino acids. Gene Ontology annotation, biological process: regulation of proteolysis; proteasome-mediated ubiquitin-dependent protein catabolic process. Gene Ontology annotation, cellular component: cytoplasm.